Messenger RNA from Humulus lupulus (European hop), 8279 nucleotides. RefSeq lists its product as uncharacterized. The record is from RefSeq and is a predicted model, not a curated record. The coding region runs from base 765 to 1676 and encodes 303 amino acids. The transcript is spliced from 2 exons. NCBI's taxonomy places the organism in Eukaryota, Viridiplantae, Streptophyta, Magnoliopsida, Rosales, Cannabaceae.
AGUGUAAAUAACUCGUCUAAAGAAAGCCCAUCACAUCAUGUCAAUUAGGUCACAGCUUCAAGUAUUGAAACUCGAGCCCAAAAUCGGUCGCCAGGGCUCCGUGUCUAGAUUAUUCAUUCCAGGAUCUUAACAUAACAAAUCCUGACCGUUAGUUUCAAAAACCCUAAAAUCCCUGAAACCCCUAAUCCAUCUAUAAAGACACCGUCAUCGUAUCAUUCCCUGCCUCCAUCAUCAGUCAUUUGCAAUGCGUCCCUUCAAUAUCUUGUCUUUACUGGAAUUUUUUUACCCCAGUGGCUAUAUUCUAUAAUGUUAGAUAUUAUUAUGAUCGGGAAAGGCGGGAUAGUUGAAUUUCACCGAUUCAAUUGAUGGUAGUUCUUACAUAUGAAAAGGGUCUUAAUUUGUUUAUUAUUAUGACAUUUUUCUUGUAUUGAAUUGUGUCUUGAUGAUUUUACAUUCGAUUGGUUCUGUUUGAGUUAUGUUUUCUGAUUUUAAUAAGUUUUCUCACUUAAUAACGUUUCUGUGUUUUUGAUAAGCUUUGUUUAUUAUGCUUAUGAUGUCACUAAGCAUUCGCAGUGGCCGCCUAAGAGCUUUCGCAUUCGCCGGGCUUUAGAGAUUCGACUGUUUCCGUAUUUGUUGCAUUCAAUGGUGUUUGGGAACUCGAAAAUAGGGAUUGGAUUUUCAGAAAUGCUGAAAAUCAAGUUCUGCCCGUGGAGAAGGGUGCGACAUAUGAGCAACUGCUUGACAUUCUGUACGAUGAGCUUGAAAUGGAUAAAUGUGUGCAUGACUUGAAAAUUGAGGUCUCGUACACAUGCCUAUCACAAUCCGUCAAACCUACCGUUAUAAAAAAUGAUAGGCAUGUGCGUGAAUUCAUUGGGUUAGCAUUGAAAUUUGUAGAGAAGCUCAUUCCUCUAUGUGUGACAUUGAUUAAGAAGGGAGGUGUAAGAAAUGCAUCGGCUUCUGCCAGUGUUAAUAAAGAAGUUCAAUUUGAAGACAACAUUUCUCCUCCAUGUCAUGGUUUCAAAGGAACUCAAGGUGACGUUGAAACAUGUGUUCCCGAGACAAAUCCGGAUGUCAUAGUCCAUGAUGAUAUCUCGGUUAGAGAUCCGUCAUAUGUGCAUGACACAGCGGAGUACGAUCCCUAUAGCUACGAACCUUAUGUCAACGACGAUCUUAUUGCUGAUGCAACAGAUCUUGGUGGGCCAGAUGUUAGGGCAGAUUUUCCAACACAGAGUUCAGAUGUUAUGGUAGAUGAGGAGCGCAGAAUAGAAGAUCGGCAAACACCUGAGACCAGUAGUAGUCGUCCAGGUCUAAGUAAAACCGAUGAUAGUUUUAGAUGGAGUGCUCCAUUGGACUUAGGUGAAGAUCGUAGAACAUGGGGUGCUCCCAUGUUUACCAAAGAGGAUAUAGAUGCCUCACAUCAACAUCAUUCCUCAACUAGCAAAGCUUCAGGAGAAUUGCACCUUGGGAAGUUCUUUCAGAACAAGUUUGAAUUGAAAACUAAAGCAUCCAUAUUUGCGAUGAAGAAUAAUUUUGAGUUUAUGGUAAAUAAAUCUGGGACUGAUGUGCGGUACAUUACCUGCAAGGAUCCUGAUUGUGGUUGGAGAUUGAGGGGUAAGAAAAAAAAGCGAUCUGAAAUGUUCGAGAUCACUGUAUUCAAUGAAGUACACACUUGCUAACAAGAAAUUCAAGAUAAGGACCACCGUCAAGCAUCACCGUGGGUUGUAGGGCACCUAAUCAAGAUGAAAUUUGCUACCGAUGGUACUCAGUACAUGACAAACAACAUAAAGGAGGACAUGAAGCACCCUUUUGGGGUCGAAAUGAGCUAUGAGAAGGCGUGGAGAUGCAGAGAAAAUGCUCAUAUGUAUGUCAGAGGGACACCUAAGGAAUCAUACUCCAAGUUACUUGGAUACCUGUGUCAGUUGUAGCAUAAGAACCCAAGUACAAUUACUGAUUUUGUAGCAGAAGAUGGUCGUUUCUUGUAUUGCUUCUUUUCCCUCGGUGUUUCUAGGCGUGGUUUCCAGUACUGUCGUCCUGUAAUUUGUGUGGAUGGCACAAUCUUGAAGAAUAAGUAUGGUGGCCAUAUGCUCUGUGCUGUUGCGUUGGAUGCAAACAAUCAGUUGUUUCCAAUUGCGUUUGCAUUGGUGGACAGUGAGAACCAUAACUCUUGGACUUAUUUCAUGAGAAAUUUGAAGGAAGCCAUAGGGGACGUUGAGAAACUUGCUUUUGUAUUGGACAGGCAUAAAAGCAUUAAUCAUGCUUUGGAGCUCGUGUUCCCAGAUGUGUAUCGCGGUGCAGGUUACCAUCAUAUUUGUAUGAAUGUUGUGGCAAAAUUCAAAAUUGACCACGUGCAAGACAUCAUAGGGUGUGCAGCAUACGCAUUUCGAAUAACGAAAUUUCAUAAGUUCUUUGACAAGAUUAAGGUAAUUGAUCCGCCCAUUGCUCAAUAUCUAGAGGGAAUUGGCUUUGAAAGGUGGAGUAGCACUUAUUUUCCUGGUAACCGAUACAAUAUCAUGACGAGUAACUACGCAGAAAGCUUUAACAAUAAGACCAAGGGGCAAGGAGCUUUCCAGUCGCCACUUUUCUUGAAUUCAUAAGAUUCACUCUUCAGUCUUGGUUUGCAGAUAGACGUGAAAGAGCUGCAAAAGCAACAACUGUGUUAUUACCUAAGAUGGAAAGUGAUUUGAAGCAAAUAGGUGAUAAAGUAAUUUUUCUAGAUGUCCAAGUCCUUGGUCAUCACGAAUUUCUUGUGGUCGAUGGUAAUGGUGAUGGUGAGGUGAACUUGGCCACAAAAUCAUGCUCUUGUGGCAUGUUCCAAACCAUUGGGAUACCUUGUGUACAUGCUUUUGCUGCAGCCAGAAAAAGAAGCAUAAACAUUUACUCAUUGUGUUCCCUUUACUAUAGAAUUGAGGCAUUGAAUGACACUUAUAAAGAUACUAUUUACCUUGAUGGGAACAAGGAUGAAUGGGUAAUCCCUGAUCACAUCAGAGAUACGGUUGUUGGCGUCCCCGUUGAGAAAACACCUGUAGGAAGGCCCAGGAAGCAGAAAGUGGGUAGGCGAAAGACAAAUCGCUAUGUUUCACGCGGGAAAAAGAUUGUCAAGCCAUGUAAGUGUAGCAGAUGUGGUGGUAGUGGGCACAAUAGGAAGUCAUGUAAGACUAGGAUUUAAAAUAUUGUGUUAUGUAAUUAUUUAAUUGAUUUUGCUGCAUUUAUUAUAUGGAGUACUUCUUCUAAUACUUUGUUGGUUUAGAUGUCGAGGCAGACACAUUAUGUGAAUUUAAUACUUUUUUAUUUAAUAAUUUUUUCAAAAAAUAUUGUUUGAUAAAAAAAAAUAUACAAAACUAACUAUAUGCUAUAUUAUACAAGAUGUGUAAGACAAAAAUAUAAAGAGCAUCACGGGGACAAAUUCUGAUUGAAUAAGUCCACACAUCACUUGGUCCUGAAAUGCUGAAUGUUCUCAUCGAUAAUGGUAUCGAGUGGUAGCCUGGCAACCAGAAGCUUGAUAUGUUUGAUGGCAAACAUCAAACAUACCACAAUUCCCACUGCAUAUAAUCGAUUUUGUGUCAAUAGAAGAUAAAAAUAACUUUAAUUUUCAGAUUUCAAAAUACACUAAUUAAAUAGGGGAAUACCUUGUCUUAGUCUAAGGACUUUCCUCCGGAGGAAUACGACAAUAUGAAAAAGGCUUUGCAUUCUGCUCAGGAUACACCUGGAGGUCCUCAUGGUGGUCAAACAUGCCAGAACACCAUAACAAUGAAGGCAACAAUAAGCACCAAGGCUUGAUCGCUUCCUCCAUCAGAGUGGGACUGAGCACGCUAUGGUUGGAAUCAUAAAUGUUGAUGCACCACGUUGGAAUAGAGACUUCAAUGGCGAUCCAAUGUGCGACUUUCUCGACGUGCAAAAAAAAAUAUACUUCACUCACAUUUUGCCAUGAUACAAGGAAUUGAUUAUCAUCGCCCUUCAACAUUCUCAGCACAUCGUCGUCCCAUGUAUACUUAGUGCCGGUCUCUCUGAAAUGAUUCCAACGACCUAGGCACACUUGGGGGAAGGUGGUGUUCAUGAUCGCAGCAUCCUACCGAAAUGCAGCAUGGUAAAAGUGGCGUCGGCGGCGUAGCAUGUGCAAAGCGGCAUCAAUAUGCUAAAAAAACAUGAAAAUUCGUUAGUACCAUCAUUAUAUUUUAAGAUUGAAUUGAAAACAUGAAUGUAAUUUACAUAUACCGAAUCCCAAAGCCAAGUCUGGACUGUGUGCAACCGCAAGAACCAUGCCACACCGUGCGUCCCAGUAUAGACGUUCCGGUCUCUCUUGUUGUUGAUCUUCCCGAUGAUUCACUUAUGGAAGCUCUUCUCCUGCUGUGGGUCACACUUCCUCAGUGGUUCAACAACUAGCCCUAGUUUAUCUAGUCUGAUCUUCUAUGUUGGGUCAGUGAAGUCAUCAAAACGCUUGGGCCUGCGUUUCUUCCUGACAACUUCAAGGCCAGCUGCCUCCACGGGCUGCAGUACUCGUACACUGGGAUUGUCAGCAUCACUGGCAACUACAGAUGUAUGGGCCUGUGGAGUGGAGGGUUGAUCGCCGCGCUCGUAGUCUGCAGGCAAGAUAUCAGACUCUGUAUUUAAUUUUACGUUGGUGGCUGAGACCAGUGAAAGCAGCUGCGCCAACUGAGCCAUGAUCGUGGUCUGAUUCUGUAGUAAGGUUGCCUGGCCCUCCUCAACCCUCUUGAGCUUUUGCAUCAAUUGCUCAUAAUCAGGCUGGACAACCUGACUAGAUGAAGUUGCACAGGCCUGUGAAGUGUCCUCCUCAACCCUCGGGACAUCCUCAUAAAAAAUGGAGGCUUCCUUUGCAACUUUUGCCAGCUUCUCUACCUCAUUCUCAGGUACCACUACUUCCUCCGCUGUAGUCCCAGCCUUCCCCACAGUUGAUUCCAACUCAGGGAAUAACCUGGAAUCAACUUCUGGGAGGCUAUUGUAGUAGACUACCUCACCGGGACGUGGCUUUAGCAUGGGAAAUACCACUAACUGCAUGGUUGAAUAACACGUGUCAGGAAAACUUUAAUAAAAUAAAUCGUUAAUCAAUUAAUCUGUGACAUUUAACAAGAUAAAAUGGAACUUACUCGACGGUUGGCGAAUAUAGGAACCAACAGAGCUGUCGAAAUAGUAAUAUUAGUCUUCGUAGCCCAGCUAAGCAUCAUCGAAAUCUGAUUCCCACUGUUCUCACCGAACUUACUCCCGAGAGAAGGCAUGGCCUCAAAAGCCCAGUAAAGAAGCGUGGGUGCAUAGCAAUUGAAACUAUACUUCGCUUCCUUCUGUUUUUUGCUUGACCCCUCUUUCUUCUUCUUCUCAUAGUGUUUCAAUUGCUUCUUCAUGUCCUUCUGAACUCCUUUGCUAAACUUCUUAAAUGACAACUUCCCCCAUGGAUACUUGAAAAAGUAAUCAAUAUCCUCAACCAUUCUCAGGGAAUCUCCCCAUAUCGUCGUUGUCUUCUAUGGGGCAUUCAGUACCCCCUCUAUCAAAUAGCACAAACCCAGCUUAAAUGCAUCUUUUGGGUUUGUGGAGGCCUUCAAUGCAUCUUCCAACUGACCAAAACUAACCUUCGAAUCACCAUUAAAAUAUUCCUGGAUGAUCCGAUCACUUGAAAGAUGCUCUUUCAACUCAUCUGAGGACGGUGAUUUCCCAAAAUUUAGCCCGGUAACUAGGGCAAACUCUGCAAUACCAAAUCUACACAGAGUGUUGUCCAGGUAGAACUGACCCUCUUCAGGCUUCUUGCUUUCUACCUUACGCAACAUUAGCUGAUGCAGCAGAACCCCAGAAAAACUAAACGGCUUCGCCUUAAAGAACUGUCCCAACAGGCAUGCCUGUGCCCUUUCAAUAAGACCAUGUCUCUGAAACUGCUCUAUAAGGGUAUCCAAGUAGGCACUACCCCUAUAAGUGACACGACCAGGAAAAUGCUUCUCCAACAGCACAAUAAGGUCAAGCAUCUGGAAAAAAAAACAAAAAAAAUGUUAAAAAUGUAAAACAAUCUGGUCACUAUCGAGGCAGUUACUAUCGAGGCCUAUCGAGUCCCAUCAAGGCAGAAACUAUCGCGUCUUAUCGAGUCCUAUCGAGGCCUAUCGAGGUGGGUUCUAAAAAUCACAAAGAAUAAUAUCAUCGGGUUACUAUCGAGUCCUAUCGAGGCCUAUCGAUUCCCAUCGAGGUAGGCCCUAAAAAUUCCAAAGCCCCGUAUCAUCGAGUCCUAUCGAGAUAGGCCCUAAAAAUCCCAAAGCCCCGUAUCAUCGAGUCCUAUCGAUUCCUAUCAAGGUAGGCUCUAAAAAUCCCAAACCCCAUAUCAUCGAGUCCUAUCGAUUCCUAUUGAGGUAGGCCCUAAAAAUCCCAAAGCCUAAAAUUUCAUCGAGUCCUAUCGAGUCCCAUCGAGGCCUAUCGAGGCAAAAUCAAAUCCAGUCCCUAUCAUGUACUAUCGAGUUGCAUGAAAAAUAUCGAAAAAAACCUAGAUUUCUUCAUUCCCCAGCCCCGAUCUAUUCUAUGAACAAAAAUCAACAAACAAAAACCAGGCACAUACACAUAUUGCAGAUUAAAAACGAAAUCCCUCACCUUCGAUUUCUUUGGGGUUGUUUCCUAAAAGUUUGGUCGGCUUGCUCGAUGUUUUCUCCUUCCCCUUCUCUGAUCGUCAACUUCGACCCUUUGGGAGCCAUUGUUCGUGGUUGUGGAAGACAAUGAAGGUUGGGUUCUACGGAUUCAAUCGAGGCCUAUCGAUUUCAAAGUUUGCUUGGUUCAUGAAUUUGGGAGAGAAUACGGAGAGUUUGAGAAAAUUAUGCUAGGGGUAUUUUGGGUAGUAACGUCAUUAGUAGCACCAAAACGAGAGUCAUAUAGGGAUAGUGUAUUUUUUAAAUAUAGUGUCACUUAUUGCAUUAAAACUCAAAUUUCCCUUUGUAAAUAAGAUGCAAAAAAUACGUAUAAAUUUUCAUUUUUCUUUUUCAUUGAAGAGUAGUCAUGGUCUAUGUGUACACCAUUUUCAAGUGCUUGACUUUGGUUUUAAUUGAAGCACACGAUGUUUACAAAUACAUUUAUAUUGUAUAUAUCUAUAAAUAUUGGACAUUUUUUUUAUAUGGGCUUCACUUUAAGCCCUAUUAGUGGAGCUCUCAGUGUUUCUCGACUCGUGAAUAGUUUUCGGCGUGAUUUUUUUUAUGACCGUGUAUAUUGUAGCUAUUUAGAACUUUCUGCAAAUUUUCAGAAAAUCCUAAAUAGUUUAUAAUACUGAAAACUAAGUUCAAACAUGUUGCAAAAAAUUGUAGGAUACUCUAAAUAACUAUAAUAUACACGGUCAUAAAAAAAAUCGCACUGAAAACUAUUAACGGGUCAAGAACACUGAGAGCUCCACCGGUAGGGUUUAAAGUGAAGUCCCUAUAGGAGAAUUUUCAUAUAUAUAUAUAUAUAAUGUUUACUUGAAAGAAAGUAAGCAAAGAUGUAAAGUGAAAUCUCGAUAAAAUUAGUGAAAUAAUGCAAGUGAAAGUCAAGGUGAUACUAAUGUGCAUAAUCCAAUUUACAAUCACACUCAAAGGAACCUUAUAUAGAUGUAUCCUAACAUACGAUAACCAGAAGUUGCACAUUUCAAGCUUCAAUUUUGAUUAAGUCUUUAAGAAGCAUCAAGAUGGAUUUGAUAAAAAUACCAUAUAAAUGGAAGCUGUACAUUUCACAAGUAUACAUGUUUUAAUUCAUUUGUGGCUGGCACUAGAAAAGAGAUAUUUCAGAACUAUACAAAAGAUAUGUUCUGCCCUAUACAAAAUAGAUAGUAGCCUAAACAAAAGAUGUUUCUAGCCUAUACAAAAGAAACAUGCAAGGAUAUACCAAUUGGCCACUAACUCUUGCUUUCUGCCUAUGGCUUUGGAUUUUUCUUUUUUGGACGCCCAUGUUUCUUGUAUGUCUUGUGCUGAAAUUAUAGAAUACUGAAUUAAUCAUAACAAUGCAACAAAUGAAAUCAACUUCUAAUAAAAAACUCAAUACAAAAAAAUGUUACCUUUACAACCAUUGCGUUUUGACAAGUUGAUAUUGUAUGCCCAAGCUGUUUGCAAUUGUUGGUAACUAGUUUACCUUGUGCAUAGCGGAAAGCACAGGGUGAUAGGCCCAGAUAUUUUAAACAAAUUAUUUAAAUAAUGGAUCCAUUAAUAUGCAAAUAUUAAUCAGAGAGAAAGAAAAAUAUUAGGAUUUAUCAGUUGUAGAACAAUCAAGAAUCCUUGCUAUCUUUUUAGUAACUCUAACGAAUAUCCAAUCCAAAAUAACCUUUUGAAUACUCAUAC